Monomorium pharaonis (pharaoh ant) is the source of this 2178-nucleotide messenger RNA. Its product is annotated as 4-coumarate--CoA ligase 1. Gene Ontology annotation, biological process: long-chain fatty acid metabolic process; fatty-acyl-CoA biosynthetic process. The record is from RefSeq and is a predicted model, not a curated record. Gene Ontology annotation, molecular function: long-chain fatty acid-CoA ligase activity. Lineage: Eukaryota; Metazoa; Arthropoda; Insecta; Hymenoptera; Formicidae. The transcript has 9 exons. The coding region runs from base 3 to 1904 and encodes 633 amino acids.
UGAUGCGUAUAAUGCAUUGUUCAUCUUUGUUUAAUGUCAGACAAACAACAAAGAUGAAUGAUGCAUUAUGCACAUCACGCGUGAAACGGAACGCAGCCAAUGUUGUGAGAUGGAUGUUAAGGAGGAACAACGUGUGGCAAUUAAAUUUUGCUGUAAAGUCGAUUUUUCGGCUACAAAGACUAUGGAAUUCAUUCAGAAGGCUUAUGUAUUGUAGAAUAACAUCGUUGGAUCGCAUUCAAAAUCUCACUUUUACGAUGGGAGAUCUCGGUAUUUCUAGCGAAACGGCUGGUUAUGACUUGAAUAAUUUUACAGUGGAAAAUGGUGUUUACAAGGGGCCAGUGAAACAUAUUAUUCACAACUAUAAGAGUGUCGGGGAAUUGAUGUGGAAUAGUAUUAGAAACCAUGGAGACAAAAUAGCACAUUUGGAUACACGUACUAAUGAAACAGCUACAUACGCGCAGCUUCAAGAUAAAGUUGUAAGAUGCGCUUUGUGGUUACAAAAACAAGGAAUCAAAUCUGAUGAUGUCAUUACUGUGUGCACGGGUAAUCAUCUUAAUUCCAUCGUACCCUGCCUUUCGGCAACUUAUAUCAAUGCGAUCUUUAAUACAUGGAACGAGUCCAUGGACUUAAAAACUGCGCUGCAUCUAUUGCAACUGACCAUGCCAAAAAUUAUUUUCUGCAGUGAAAAAUCCAUGGAUGUCGUUUUGAACGCAAUAAAAGAGAAGAAUUACAGUCCCAUACUGAUAGUUUUCGGUAAUAAUGUCAACGCGAUUUCUUUCUCCGAUAUUUUGAAAAGUUGCAACGAUGCGGAAGUAGCAAACUUUCACUAUGUUGAACUCGAUGAUAUAAAAAAAACAGCUUGCAUCUUACAUUCGUCGGGUACUACGGGGAUGCCGAAAGGUGUCGAAUUGUCCAAUUUUUCUGAAUUAAGUGUCAGCCUGGAUACCGUUUUAGAUAUGAAUAAUGUGCCAUCACUCUGGUUUUCUUCUCUUUAUUGGUUGAGUGGCGUAAUAAUGAAUUUCAUGGGAAUUGUGCAAUGCUCCACAAUGAUUAUUUAUCCUGAAUUUGACGAAGAGAUGACUUGUCGUCUGAUUGAAAAAUAUAAGGUAACAACUAUUUUUCUUAGCACAAGCAUGAUAAAUCGACUUCUCAAAGCAGAUUGUAUGAAAAAGUAUUCUUUAUCAUCUGUAAAAGUCAUAAUGAGCAGUGGUUCAAUAAUUAAGUCAGAAGUGCAAGAAGAACUGAGACGUAUUUUGCCGCAUGCCCAAAUAGUGCAAGGUUACGGAAUGACUGAAGUUAAUGGUCUCAUAACGAUGCAACUAUCGCAUCAUAAAAAUGGAUCUUGCGGGGUUGUAACCAAAAAUGUACAAAUAAAGAUUGUGAAUCCAGAAAACGGGAAAGUACUUGGUCCAAAUGAACCGGGAGAAAUAUGGAUAAAAUCUAUAAACGUAAUGAACGGUUAUUACAAAAAUCCUGAGGCGACAAAAAAUACAAUUGACGAUAAAGGAUGGUUGCACUCAGGUGAUAUCGGUUAUGUUGACAAAGAUGGGGAAUUAUUUAUUAUUAAUAGAAUAAAAGAACUUAUAAAAUACAGAGGAUAUCAGAUCUCUCCUGCAGAAAUUGAGAAUGUUUUAUUAACGCACCCAGCAGUUCUAGAAGCUGGAAUAGUCGGAAUGCCUCAUCCUUUGGACGAUGAACAUCCUCUUGCAUAUGUCACCAAGAAACCUGGUGCCAAGGUAACGGAACAAGAAUUAAUAGAUUUUGUAGCGAACAAUAUGAUGGAUCACUGUAAACUACGUGCAGGAGUGAUAUUUUUGGACAAUUUUCCAUAUACGGGUUCAGGGAAAAUUUCGAGGAGAGAUUUGAAGGAAAUGACAGAAAAACUGAUAAAGCACGUUGAUUAAUUACAUAGAAGAAUAGGAAAUCUUUUUAAACUAAUAACAAUUAAUUUUGAUAGAUCUAAACAAUAGUUUAUAAUAGCUUUAAUAUAAUAGCCAAUAUAAUAUUGGCUUAAUAAAAGCCAAUAAAAACCGAUGUUGAAUAAACUUGGAAUUUAUUAUUAUUCCUUUAAAUGUACGAUAAUAAUUCGUAUUAAUACAAGAGCAUAAUAAUAAUAUGCAUGGUGUGUGAAUACAAUAAUAAAAUGUGUAACAGUGAAUAAAAACAAAUAAAAAUGCA